This is a messenger RNA of Oxyura jamaicensis (ruddy duck), 837 nucleotides long. It is a transcript of the gene GIMD1, whose product is annotated as GIMAP family P-loop NTPase domain containing 1. The record is from RefSeq and is a predicted model, not a curated record. Gene Ontology annotation, molecular function: GTP binding. Lineage: Eukaryota; Metazoa; Chordata; Aves; Anseriformes; Anatidae. The transcript is spliced from 3 exons. Bases 156 to 821 code for a protein of 221 amino acids.
AGAUUAAUGUGUACGUAACAGUUUCAGCAUGGUACGUUGCUGCUGUUAGUUUCAAAGUUCAAAUGUGAACGUCUUUUUACUUGGCACACAUGGAUUAUAAGACAAUGAAAGAAGAAUUUCAGGAAAUAUAAGGUUUGUGGCUAAAAGCAUAGACAAUGGCUGACAGCAACGAGAUGACAAUCAACGUUGUUGUCCUUGGAAGAACUCAGACUGGCAAAAGUGCUGCUGGGAACAGCCUGCUAGGCAGCGAUGACUUUGAAAGCCAGCUCUCCCCCAGCUCCGUGACUACAUGCUGCAGCCUGGGCCACAGCUGCCGCAUUUCAGGGAUUACGCGACGGAAUGGCUGUGAGCUUGCUUUCCGUGUUCGAGUACUUGACACUCCAGGCUAUCCCCACAGCAGCCUGAGCAAGGAACAGGUGAGAGAGAUGGUGCGAUCAGCCCUGGCUCACCACUUCAAGGAGGAAGGCCUGCAUCUAGCUCUUUUGGUCCUGAGGGCUGACCUGCCUCUGUGUCCGGAUGAAAUCGAUCACACAAUUCAGUUCAUCCAGGAACUUCUGGGUGCCACAUGGAAGGAUUUCACUGCGGUUUUACUUACUCAUGCAGACAAGGCAAAAGAAGCUGGAUACAGUGAGGAAGCAUAUUUGCGCAGUGCCUCAAGUACCCUGUUGUCCCUACUGAGCUCAGUGCAGCACAAAUAUGUUUUUCUGGACAGCCAGAAGAGCAUAAUUAAAGAGGAAAGAACUAUUGUCUUAAGAAAGCUCUUGAAUUUUAUAAGACAGAAUAAUUAUCAAGUGCUUCUACUUAAACAAAGCAAAGAAUAAAAUUAACUUUCAGGUA